Messenger RNA from Antechinus flavipes (yellow-footed antechinus), 14608 nucleotides. It is a transcript of the gene CACNA1C, whose product is annotated as calcium voltage-gated channel subunit alpha1 C. Gene Ontology annotation, biological process: calcium ion import across plasma membrane. The record is from RefSeq and is a predicted model, not a curated record. Lineage: Eukaryota; Metazoa; Chordata; Mammalia; Dasyuromorphia; Dasyuridae. Gene Ontology annotation, molecular function: high voltage-gated calcium channel activity. Bases 478 to 7035 code for a protein of 2185 amino acids. The transcript is spliced from 49 exons. Gene Ontology annotation, cellular component: voltage-gated calcium channel complex; membrane.
AAAAAAGAGGAGGAGAGAGAGAGACAUUUUAACCCUUUAUUGGCCUUGGAGUAUCCUCCCCCCACCUUAUUUUUGGGGGGAGGGGGCACAGUUUCUUCCCCUUCCCUCCCUCUCCCUUUCCCUCCCCCCUCCCCUUUUCCACCUCUUCUUGAUCUCUCUUCCUCUCUAUUUUUUCAAAUGGUGUAGCGGCCAGAGGUGCUGUGCUAAAUUCUUGGAUGGGGCCCGGAUGUACCGAGGAUGCAUUACAAUUUCACUAAAGGAGGCAGUAGUGGAGAGAAUCAGUUUUUGGCAUUUGUUGCAAUAAUGGGAAUCAGGUAAUCAUCGGAAGGGGGAAAUACUGCAGCUCCACGGCUUCCUUGGAUUUUGCACGAAAGACGACCUCGAUCUCCGAAGUGGGAUUAAAUCAGAGCUGUUUUGUGGAGGUUUUCUCCCCCAAUCCAUCCCAUUUUUGGUUUCUUUUUUCUCCCGUUUUGGUAAAUGGUCAAUGAAAACAAGAGGAUGUACAUUCCGGAAGAAAAUCACCAAGGUUCCAACUAUGGGAGCCCUCGUUCAGCUCAUGCCAACAUGAAUGCCAAUGCUGCGGCAGGGCUUGCUCCGGAGCACAUCCCCACUCCAGGAGCAGCGCUCUCAUGGCAAGCUGCUAUCGAUGCUGCCCGGCAAGCCAAGCUGAUGGGCAGUGCUGGCAAUGCUACCAUCUCCACCGCCAGCUCUACUCAGAGGAAACGGCAGCAAUAUGGGAAGCAGAAGAAGCAAGGGAGCACAACAACCACUCGUCCGCCCCGUGCAUUGCUGUGCCUGACCCUGAAAAACCCCAUCCGGAGAGCAUGCAUAAGCAUUGUUGAAUGGAAAUCAUUUGAAAUCAUUAUUUUACUGACUAUUUUUGCCAAUUGUGUGGCCUUAGCGAUCUAUAUCCCCUUUCCAGAAGAUGAUUCCAACGCCACUAAUUCCAACCUGGAACGAGUGGAAUAUCUCUUUCUCAUCAUUUUUACAGUGGAAGCAUUUUUAAAAGUAAUAGCAUAUGGACUUCUCUUUCACCCCAAUGCUUACCUCCGCAAUGGCUGGAAUUUACUAGAUUUUAUAAUUGUGGUAGUAGGGCUGUUUAGUGCAAUUUUAGAACAAGCAACCAAAGCAGAUGGGGCAAAUGCAUUAGGAGGAAAAGGGGCUGGAUUUGAUGUAAAAGCUCUGAGGGCUUUCCGAGUGCUACGCCCCUUACGUCUGGUGUCUGGAGUACCAAGUCUACAAGUGGUUUUAAAUUCCAUCAUCAAGGCCAUGGUCCCACUGCUGCAUAUUGCCUUGCUUGUGUUAUUUGUCAUAAUCAUCUAUGCCAUCAUUGGAUUGGAACUCUUCAUGGGGAAGAUGCACAAAACUUGCUACAACCAGGAGGGUUUAACAGAUGCCCCAGUAGAAGAUGACCCUUCUCCUUGUGCCCUUGACACGGGACAUGGACGGCAGUGCCAGAAUGGCACCAUAUGUAAAGCAGGGUGGGAUGGACCCAAACACGGCAUCACCAACUUUGACAAUUUCGCCUUCGCCAUGUUAACUGUGUUCCAGUGCAUUACAAUGGAGGGCUGGACGGAUGUGCUGUACUGGGUCAAUGAUGCCGUAGGAAGGGACUGGCCCUGGAUCUAUUUUGUUACACUAAUCAUCAUAGGGUCAUUUUUUGUUCUUAACUUGGUUCUCGGUGUCCUUAGCGGAGAAUUUUCCAAAGAGAGAGAGAAGGCAAAAGCUAGAGGAGACUUCCAAAAGCUGCGAGAGAAGCAGCAGCUGGAAGAGGACCUCAAAGGCUACUUGGACUGGAUCACUCAAGCUGAAGAUAUUGACCCUGAGAAUGAAGAUGAAGGCAUGGAUGAGGAGAAGCCCAGAAAUAUGAGCAUGCCCACAAGCGAGACAGAGUCCGUCAACACUGAAAACGUGGCUGGAGGCGACAUCGAGGGAGAGAACUGUGGGGCGAGACUGGCGCACCGAAUCUCCAAAUCAAAGUUCAGCCGUUACUGGCGCAGGUGGAACAGGUUCUGCAGAAGGAAGUGCCGAGCUGCUGUCAAAUCCAAUGUUUUCUACUGGCUUGUUAUUUUCCUUGUGUUUCUCAACACACUCACCAUUGCCUCAGAGCACUACAACCAGCCCCACUGGCUCACGGAAGUCCAAGACACUGCCAACAAGGCCCUGCUGGCUCUUUUCACUGCAGAGAUGCUGUUGAAGAUGUACAGCCUUGGCCUCCAGGCCUAUUUUGUGUCUCUGUUCAACCGCUUCGACUGCUUCAUCGUGUGUGGAGGAAUCUUGGAGACCAUCCUGGUAGAGACCAAGAUCAUGUCCCCCUUGGGGAUCUCAGUGUUGAGAUGUGUCCGGCUGCUGAGGAUAUUUAAAAUUACAAGGUAUUGGAAUUCCUUGAGCAACCUGGUAGCAUCAUUACUGAAUUCAGUGAGAUCAAUUGCUUCACUCCUGCUGCUCCUUUUCCUCUUCAUCAUCAUCUUCUCUCUCCUGGGGAUGCAGCUCUUUGGUGGAAAGUUCAACUUUGAUGAGAUGCAGACCCGAAGGAGUACAUUUGAUAAUUUCCCCCAGUCUCUUCUCACUGUGUUUCAGAUCCUGACCGGGGAGGACUGGAAUUCGGUGAUGUAUGAUGGGAUCAUGGCUUAUGGAGGGCCCUCUUUUCCAGGGAUGUUAGUCUGUAUUUACUUCAUCAUCCUUUUCAUCUGUGGAAACUACAUCUUACUGAAUGUAUUCUUGGCCAUUGCUGUGGACAAUCUGGCCGAUGCUGAGAGCCUCACAUCUGCUCAGAAAGAAGAGGAAGAGGAAAAAGAGAGGAAGAAGCUAGCCAGGACUGCCAGCCCUGAGAAGAAGCAAGAGGUGGAGAAACCAGCUGUGGAGGAAACUAAGGAGGAGAAAAUUGAGCUAAAAUCAAUUACUGCUGAUGGGGAGUCUCCACCUUCUACAAAAAUCAAUGUGGAUGACCUUCAACCCAAUGAAAAUGAGGAGAAAGGUUCCUAUCCCAGUCCAGAAGCUGGAGGAGAAGAAGAGGAAGAGGAGCCUGAGAUGCCUGUGGGCCCCCGUCCUCGCCCACUCUCUGAAUUGCACCUCAAGGAGAAAGCAGUACCCAUGCCAGAAGCCAGUGCAUUUUUCAUCUUUGGCCAUAACAACAGGUUUCGUCUUCAGUGCCAUCGCAUUGUCAACAACAAUGUUUUUACCAAUCUGAUCCUCUUCUUCAUUCUGCUCAGCAGCAUCUCCCUGGCUGCUGAGGACCCGGUCCGCCACAACUCCUUUCGGAACCAAAUUCUGUUUCAUUUUGAUAUAGUUUUUACUACCAUUUUCACCAUUGAAAUUGCUCUGAAGAUCCUAGGCAAUGCAGACUAUGUCUUCACUAGUAUCUUUACCUUAGAAAUUAUCCUUAAGAUGACCGCCUAUGGGGCUUUCCUCCACAAGGGCUCUUUCUGCAGGAACUACUUCAACAUCUUGGACCUCCUCGUGGUCAGCGUGUCCCUGAUCUCCUUCGGUAUCCAGUCCAGUGCCAUCAAUGUUGUCAAGAUCUUGAGAGUUCUUAGAGUACUCAGACCCCUGAGAGCUAUCAACCGGGCCAAGGGAUUAAAGCAUGUGGUCCAGUGUGUGUUUGUUGCUAUCCGAACCAUAGGGAACAUUGUGAUUGUCACGACGCUUCUGCAAUUCAUGUUUGCCUGCAUUGGGGUACAGCUGUUCAAGGGCAAACUCUACACCUGCACAGACAGUUCCAAACAGACUGAGGCAGAAUGCAAGGGCAAUUAUAUCACAUACAAAGAUGGUGAGGUAGAUCAUCCCAUAAUUCAGCCUCGAAGUUGGGAGAAUAGCAAAUUUGACUUUGACAAUGUCUUGACUGCCAUGAUGGCCCUCUUCACUGUCUCCACCUUUGAGGGAUGGCCAGAGCUUCUAUACCGAUCCAUCGACUCACACACUGAAGAUAAGGGACCCAUCUACAACUAUCGAGUAGAGAUCUCCAUCUUCUUCAUCAUCUACAUCAUCAUCAUCGCCUUCUUUAUGAUGAAUAUCUUUGUGGGUUUCGUCAUUGUCACCUUCCAGGAGCAGGGAGAACAGGAGUACAAGAACUGUGAACUGGACAAGAACCAGCGACAGUGCGUAGAAUACGCUCUCAAGGCUCGGCCCUUGAGAAGGUACAUCCCCAAGAACCAACACCAGUAUAAAGUGUGGUAUGUGGUUAAUUCCACCUAUUUUGAAUACUUGAUGUUCGUCCUCAUCCUUCUCAACACCAUCUGCUUGGCCAUGCAGCACUAUGGUCAAAGCUGUCUUUUCAAAAUUGCCAUGAACAUUCUCAACAUGCUCUUCACUGGCCUCUUCACCGUCGAGAUGAUCCUGAAACUCAUUGCAUUCAAACCCAAGGGUUACUUUAGUGAUCCUUGGAAUGUUUUUGACUUCCUGAUCGUAAUUGGCAGCAUUAUUGACGUCAUUCUCAGUGAGACUAAUCACUAUUUCUGUGAUGCAUGGAAUACAUUUGACGCCUUGAUUGUUGUGGGUAGCAUUGUUGAUAUAGCAAUCACCGAGGUAAACCCAGCUGAACAUACCCAAUGCUCUCCCUCUAUGAAUGCAGAGGAGAAUUCCCGGAUCUCCAUCACCUUCUUCCGUCUCUUCCGGGUCAUGCGUCUCGUCAAGUUGCUGAGCCGUGGGGAGGGCAUCCGCACCCUGCUCUGGACUUUCAUCAAAUCUUUCCAGGCUCUGCCCUAUGUGGCUCUUCUGAUAGUGAUGUUGUUCUUCAUCUAUGCUGUCAUUGGGAUGCAGGUGUUUGGCAAAAUUGCCCUGAAUGAUACCACAGAAAUCAAUCGGAACAACAACUUCCAGACCUUUCCUCAGGCUGUGUUGCUACUCUUCAGGUGUGCCACAGGGGAAGCAUGGCAAGAUAUCAUGCUGGCCUGCCUGCCAGGAAAGAAAUGUGCUCCUGAGUCUGAGUCAAGUAACAGUACUGAGUCAGAAACGUUCUGUGGCAGCAGCUUUGCCGUGUUCUAUUUUAUCAGUUUCUACAUGCUCUGUGCCUUUCUGAUCAUCAACCUCUUUGUAGCUGUCAUCAUGGACAACUUUGACUACCUGACAAGAGACUGGUCCAUCCUAGGUCCUCAUCACUUGGAUGAAUUCAAAAGGAUCUGGGCUGAAUAUGACCCUGAAGCUAAAGGUCGUAUCAAACAUCUGGACGUGGUGACCUUACUCCGGAGGAUCCAGCCCCCCCUGGGGUUUGGAAAGCUGUGCCCUCAUCGAGUGGCAUGCAAACGUCUGGUGUCCAUGAACAUGCCUCUGAACAGUGAUGGGACUGUAAUGUUCAAUGCUACCUUAUUUGCCCUGGUCAGGACAGCCUUGAGGAUCAAAACAGAAGGGAAUUUGGAACAAGCCAAUGAAGAGUUGCGAGCAAUUAUCAAAAAGAUCUGGAAAAGGACUAGCAUGAAGCUCCUAGACCAAGUGGUUCCUCCAGCUGGUGAUGAUGAGGUGACUGUUGGGAAGUUCUACGCCACUUUCCUGAUCCAAGAGUAUUUCCGAAAAUUUAAGAAGCGCAAAGAGCAAGGGCUAGUAGGCAAGCCCUCCCAAAGGAAUGCACUGUCUCUGCAGGCUGGUCUUCGUACGCUGCAUGAUAUUGGACCAGAGAUUCGACGGGCCAUCUCUGGGGACCUGACAGCAGAGGAGGAGUUGGACAAGGCUAUGAAGGAAGCUGUUUCUGCUGCCUCUGAAGAUGACAUCUUUAGGAGGGCCGGUGGCCUGUUUGGCAAUCAUGUCACCUACUACCAAAGCGAUGGUCGAAGCUCCUUCCCCCAGACCUUCACCACCCAGCGCCCACUGCAUAUCAACAAGGCGGGUAACAGCCAAGGCGACACAGAGUCACCAUCCCAUGAGAAACUGGUGGACUCCACAUUCACUCCCAGCAGCUACUCAUCCUCUGGUUCCAAUGCCAACAUCAACAACGCCAACAACACUGCCCUGGGCCGCUUCCCCUGUCCCACCGGUUACCCCAGUACGGUCAGCACAGUGGAGGGCCAUGGGACCCCCUUGUCCCCUGCCAUCCGGGUGCACGAGACAGCAUGGAAGCUCAGCUCCAGGAGAUACCACUCCCGGGACAGCCGGAUAGCUAUGAUGUGUCCCGAGGAGGCAGCCCCCACCAAGAGCUUUGAAGGGAAUGUGAAUGAGGACACAGAAUACUGCAGCGAGCCCAGCCUGAUCUCCACUGAGAUGCUCUCCUAUCAGGAUGAUGAGAACAGACAACUGACACCUCCAGAAGACAAAACCAGGCAAUCUGUGAAAAGAGGUUUUCUUCACUCUUCCUCACUAGGUCGAAGAGCCUCUUUCCAUUUGGAGUGUCUAAAGCGACAAAAGAACCAAGGGGGAGACAUCUCUCAGAAGACAGUGUUGCCUUUGCAUCUGGUUCAUCACCAGGCACUGGCAGUGACAGGCCUCAGCCCUCUCCUUCAGAGAAGCCAUUCUCCAAAUACCACAUUCCCCAGGCCAAGUGCCACCCCCCCAGCAACUCCUCAUGGCCAAGCGUGGCCCCAACAGCCCAUUCCUACACUGUGGUUAGAAGGAGCGGAGUCCAAUGAGAAGCUCAACAGCAGCUUCCCAUCCAUCCACUGCAGUUCCUGGUAUGCAGAGAAUGCCAAUUGUGGAGCCAGCAGGGGCGGCGCCUCCCGGAGAGCCCGGCCAGUCUCCCUCACUGUGCCCAGCCAGUCUGGGGCAGCUGGCAGACAAUUCCAUGGCAGUGCUAGCAGUCUAGUUGAAGCGGUCUUGAUUUCAGAAGGACUGGGACAGUUUGCCCAAGAUCCCAAGUUCAUCGAAGUCACAACCCAAGAACUUGCUGAUGCCUGUGAUAUGACAAUAGAGGAGAUGGAGAAUGCGGCUGACAAUAUUCUCAGUGGUAGCAGCAAGCAGAGCCCCAAUGGCAACCUAUUACCUUUUAUUAACUGCAGGGACGCGGGGCAGGACCAAGCAGGUGGUGAGGAGGAGGAGGGAAUGCCCAACCCCGAAUGUCGAAAGAGUCAGGAGGAGCUCCAGGACAGCAGAGUUUAUAUCAGCAGCCUGUAGUUGCUGGGGCUGUCGUGAUUCGGGGUUUUUUUUAAUUUGUUUCAAUGUUCCUAAUAGGUUCGUUUCAGAAGUGCCUCACUGUUCUCGUGACCUGGAGUUAACCGGAACAGCGUUCUUCAUUCAUUUCUGUUGGGAUGAGAGACAGAGUUGGGUGGUGAUGAGAAAGAGCUUUUCAGGGGAAAGGGAAGCAUCAACCCCAGUCCACAAGUGUAGAGUGGUGAGGAGGUGGAAGAAUAAGGGAGGGAGGAGAGAGAGAACAGGGACCUGCCCCUCCUUGCUUCAGGCCCCAUCCCAGAAAGUGACAGCUGCCUACUGUGCAAGAAGGAUAAUAUCAAUUUUCUGUGGGCCACCCUCAUGAAAAGGACCCUGCAUCAAAUGGGUGUCUUUCAAGUUUGCUUGUAAAAAAAAAAAUUCAUUUUUGCACAUAUUCUGUAUGAGCCUCACUGUCUCCAUAGAGCCAGGGCCCUAUGGAUUUGGAAAAGAAAAUGGCGGCAUGACUUCUGCUGAAGAUCCCAACUCUUUGCCAGAGGGGAAGGAAGAAGAGGAAGAAAGAAGGAAGGAGGAGCUUUUAGGAGAGGGGAACAGGGGGAUGGCAGGGGGAGUGCCCGGAGAGGCACCGCUGCAGAUACAAGCCAAGAUUCCCAGGUGGUUGGGCAAGCAGCUCUGGCCACAACUGCCCCUUCAGGUUGGGGGGUCACAUGCCUGCAAAAGCCACACAAAGCUCUGCACUAGCAGUGGUGCUGAGAAGUCAAGGCUUACAGGAGAUCGGCACUGCCCACCAACGUAGCUCACCUUACAAAGUAAGGUGGCACAGGGCUUCUGUAGAGUGCUCAUUUGUUUUUGCCGUUUUUGAUAUUUUUCUUGGCAGCAUGUUCCAAUUUCCAUUUUUAAUUUUGAUUUCUGAGGGUUCAGGGAGGAAAGAGAGUGUUUACUAGGCUUUUAAGCCACCCACCUUAUCAUUUUAACUUUGGCAAAUGUAAAUCAGGUUUGGUUUCAUUGUAUUAUUUAAACAGUUUUGUUCUUGUUUAUUUUUGCUGAUGGUGGAAGGAGGGGUUCUUUUUCCCCAUUGGAGAUUCAUUAGAAACUAUUAUAGGAGAGUUUUACCAACACCUGUGUAUGCCCAAGACUUUAUUAUUUUUUUCCUUUGGUAGUAACAGAAACCUGGGGGGUGGGAGUGGGGUGUUUUGUUCUAUAAUUUAAAGAUAGUAGGCAGUGCACCCAGUGUGCUGUGUGCACACAUGGGAGUGCUUGAGUUGGGUUCAUUUUCAAUUGGAUAUGUUCAUGAAUGCCAGAGAUAGAGGUGUGUAUGUGUGUGUUGAUGUGCCUAAUAGGUUGAGUUGGGUGAUACUGCAUGGGUGUGUAUGUGUAUGUAUGCGUGCAUGCAUGUGCAGUUCUCCACUCUUUGGGUCAGCCCUACAGGGAGAUCUGAUUCUGGGGCCAUUUGAAUGCAAAAAAAACAAACCACUGUCUCUGUUUCUGAAAGGGAAAUCAGUAACUCUGCAUUUUCUGUUCCACAAGAUAUGCAAAAACAAUGCAAUAAUAUUAAUUUUAACUACAAUUGUGAGUCAUGUUGGCAUUAAAACUGUAUAGAGAUGAAAAACAACAACAGUAAUUUAAGGGGGGGAAAAACAACCCAAGAAGGAGUUUUGCUUCGAUAUAUAUUCCAUGUGAUGUUUUAUUGCAUUGAUAAUGUUUCUGUUGAAGAAACCGUAAUACUUGAAUUCAGGUCAGUUUCAGUAUUUUUCAAAUAUUUUUUUAAAACUGAAUUGCAAUUGUGCCAAGCAAAUAUAAUGAAUUGAAUUAAGUUUGUUUUCGAAUUCACUUCUUGUAUAUUUGGCUGCAUGUAAAGUAAACCAUUUUGUAUUUGGAGCGUGAUAAGCUUUCCCUGUGGACUCUUUAAAUGUUUUUUUUUUUUUUCUCGUAUAAUUGGGGAAGAGGAAAGACUUUUUUAAAAACAUGUACAAUAAGCAAAAACAUUACUGGAGUAAGUAACUAUUCUGUGGUUCUCAGCUGGAUGGGUUGGUGAUGACUGAUUUUGCAUAUCUUGUGCUCCCUCUUCCCUCUCUCCCUCAAGAAUGGCAGAGUUGGAUAGCCCAGUACAGAACUUAGCUUUCAGAAACUAGGAUCUUUUUCUUCCCUUCUUCACAUCUCCAAUCUGCCUGGAUCCUCUCAAAUGAUGCUUUUCUUCUAAGAUGGGCCAUAUUCUUCAUGCCUAAGGAAGCCUGCUUACCAUAAGCCUGGUUUUCAUUUCUACUAUAACUGAGUUAACAUCAGCACCAUUCCCCAAUCUACUCAAGGAUGUGGCUAAUGUUUUUUUCAAUUCCCUUAACAAAAACUUUGCUUGCCAGUUUCCUGGACAUAUUAUAUUAGAGAAAUGAGUGAUGAGAAUGCUGGGUAAUAGUUACUUAAUAAAGUCACUCUGAAAUCUCCCUCCUCACAAGAACUUACGGUGAUGACUUGAGCAAGGGUUGGAUUGUUGUCAUUGCUUCCAUCCUGAAGACUAAAUUUUCCUAUUCCCAUCACCACCCCACCUUCUAUCUCAAAAAAUUAUCCUAGAUUAAUUCAUACUACCAGGCAGUAAUAAGAAGGACCUGUGGAGGUCCUUCAGGCAGGCAGAGUUUAGAAUGUCUUUGGAAGAAAUGCUUAGAAGCAUUUUAUUUUAUGCCCUUUGACAUCUGCCUGAAUAUAUAUGUACUUUUAUCUUCACACAUUUCCCAACACUUUUGUCUGGUAGCAGGAAAGGAGCCAAAUUAGGGAUUAUGAAGUUUGAUUCUGGAAUCUCUUCCACCCGCCAGUUUUCUUUUGAUCCUUCCUAUGAACAAUGUAGACUAGAAGUUGAAAUUUAGAAAAGUUCAUUUUUAUGGAGAGGAUGAGCUUUCCUACCAUGUAGGAUUCAAAAAGGAUCUUAAAAGAAUCAAGAAGAAUCAUUUCAUAAGGAAGACUUUCUACUAGAAAAAAAUCUUCAGCUCAGGUUUUAGUCCAGAGAAGACUCAAUAAUGAGCUAAGAUAAGAGUGCUUCUCCAGAUCCAUCUUAUUUGAGCUUCCUGGUUUGUUUUUUAUUUACAUAUGGGUCUUCUGAGACCCACUGUGGCCACUCCCCUGGAAUAGCUUUUAUUGAGAUCUCUGUUCCGAUCAGGAGAGGAGCUUAGGGCUUGAGUACUUUUUAUACAAUAGUCCCUAUAUAAAGAAAUAGAGAUCUUAUUAUAAGUAUUCUGUUUAUCCUUUCAUACAGUUUACUAGUUUUCUUCUUCUGAAAUUGUCAGCCACAUAACUUACUAAUAAUAUAUUGCAACAUGAGACUAUUAGGUUAACACUCAUGUCAAAUUAUCCUGUCUACUCUCCCAAGUCUUCUCUAGAGAAAAUACUUUCAAGAAAACCAUAGCAACUCAAGUCUGUACCCUACAAGGCAAUGACAUUGAUAAUAAUAAUUCCCUACCAUAUGCUUAACUCUAAUGCUCAGAAAGUUCUCCCUUUCUAGAUCAAUGGAUCUUUAAUUUUAUUUUGUGGUCUGCCAAUUUUAUGUCAAUCAUAGUGAUUUGGUAAAAUUUUCCUACAUCCAAGAGGAAAACCAAAAGGUUUCAUUCUUCCCAUGGUAGAAUAGAAACCCUACUUAUAUUCCAGGGACUAGAGACCACCUUGAAGGGUACAUUCACCAGCCUUUUAAAUAUUCAUCCAGAGUGAUGGAAGCAAAACAGUUAAUGGUUGAAAAUGGCAAGAGCUUAAAGAAGUAUAGAUUAGGUUGGUUUGGGAACCACAGGUUCCAUUUUUACUUGCCCAUUGUCUAAUGUCUGUCAGAAGCAACCUAUUUUCUUUCUAGAUAUUGGUUUGUGGCUUACUUCAGACUGUAAAAGAAAAGAUUCUUUUGUCAUAUUAUGAAUCAAUUCUUCUUAGAUAUCUUCCACAACUGACUGUUUCUACAAGAUUUCUGUGGACUAAAAGCAAAAGUGAAAUUCAUUGUUAUGAUUUGUGCUUCAUUGAUGAAUAUUUCCAUAACUUAAAUCAUUAGUUUUUAUUGUCAUCCACUCAGCUCUGUCAAAAUAGUAAACAUUUAUUCUUUUCAGGAAAUCAGUCCUUGUGAUUGUGACCAAGAAGUAAGACUACCAGAAUUCUGUUUUUCCUUCCCUCUCUUUACCUAUUUCAUCAUUUGGUUAGGUUUCAAAUUUCAGCUUCUUCUCUGCAAUGUUGCUGCCAUCCCAUCACCUUAUUAGAAUCAUCCCUUUUCCACAAGUCCCCUAAGUGAGAAUAAGGGGACAGAAAAAAAAAUCCAUGUCCUUUUGUCAAUCUUUUAUGAAAAAUGAAGAGCACACCAUUCCUUCCUUCAAAAAGUCAGCAAGCAUUUAUUAAUCACCUAUUCUUUGCAGAGCAUUGUACUAGACUCUAGGAGUGAUAAUUUAAAUAAGUCAUGGUAUGUGGCCUCAUGGAUCUUACAGUUUUAAAACAUGAGAGUAGUUUUUAAAGGAACUAGCAGCUAAAUAUCAUCUGUCUCCAGGAAGGACAGAACAAGAAGAAAUGAACAAACCACUUUAGAAUAGACAAUGUAGAGUUGACUGGUAGGCAGAAGUUCAAUCUUAUAGCAUCAGAUAGUUAAUCAGAAGUGACAGCAUCUCCAUUCCUGGAAAUAUGUAGAAGAGAGAUCAAUGUUAUACUACAGAUGGUUUUGAAGUCAAAGGUUCUGUAACUGUAGUUUUAAAAAAAAGACCAGUAGAGUGACAUGUGGAAUCUUCUGGUCUAUCUGGUCCAAUCCCAUUCUUUAAGGAAAGUGAAGACAUGAAACACAUAUAGUGCAAAGAGCUUCCACCUUUUUUAGGAAGGGGGAAAAUGUGAAAGGGAAGGCCAUCAUCCUCUGUCUAUACCUACUUUCUCAGUCUAAUCACUGCACAGAAACCAGUGGUAUGGACUUCAAAAGGCCUAAGAUGUCUCCUUGGGGGAGAAAAGAAAUAAAUUAUUUUAUUCUUGACUUGUCCUUUCAUCCUCUCAGCAAGAUCAUAUAAUUUGGAAGGAAAUAGACAUUUAUAUUGAUGCCAUUAUAACCUCUCUCUCCCUGGGCUGAACUCUUCUUGGUAUUGCUAGAGCACCUCUCAGCCCUUCAUAUCAGGUGUUUUUCUUUCUUUUUCCCCAUCUGGAAUAACAGGUGGGAAGAGAGCCUGAAUUCAUAGAAUUUCCUGACACCUCAGAUCUGGCUUUCCAACAGAUGUCUUUUUUAUUGGGACAUGGGAAUGAAGGCAACAUUCAGGUUAGGACCAAAAGUUAAAUUUCCUUUUCACUUCACUAAUCUGCUCCCUCAUCUCUUCUCUAUCCCUUUUUUCCAACUCUCAUAUUAUAGCCAGAAAGAGAAAGAAGUAGCCUACACAUGGUUUGCUUUGUUUUCCAAUUUUCACUUCAACGUCUUCAUAAUAAUAUCACUGCCAACAACUGACCGAUGUCAAAUACAUUUUUAAAAAUAUCUCCUGAUGUUUUUCAAAGCAAUGUUUCUUUGCUUUGUUAAGAUUAACACCAGCCUAGCAGAUGAAUGGAUCUUCUGUGUUUCUGAGUUGUUUCAAAAAAUGUGUGAGCUGUCAGUGCAUAGCACAUAUAUACACAAUUGUUCUCCUGCAGGUCUAAACGUGGGCCAAAAAGUUAGCCAGAGCCCCAGACAAAUGACUUUAUGGUCCUGUCAGGACAGAUGCUAUAUAAAGUGGCACUCAGAGAAAACCAGAAUGUUGAAACAGCAUAGGUUGUUGCUGCUAAAAAUCAAGGUGAUUUUUUUUCUCACCUCUUCUCUUAAGAAAUUUGUGAUUCAUGGGCAAUGAAGUGAUCAAGGAGUCAAAAGCAAGUUGAGUUUUCUGGUAUAUUAAUGGAUGACAGAUUUUUGUUUCUAAAAAAGAAUUAGAAUUGAAUUUAGUCAGACAGAGACCAAUUCAAAAAGGGGAGCUGAAAGGAGUAGGAUUUUCUGUGAAAAUUCUAUGCUCCUCUAGUCUCCAGGAAGACAUAGAUGGCCCAACCAUGAAUUAAAUAAAAACUUGAAGUAUCAUCUCAGCAAAACUAAACUCCUUCCUAUGGGGUUCAUAUAAUACCACCAUUCUUCAAAUCAAAAUAGUUCAGCUUCCAUAAGUCAUCUAGAUAGGGAAAAAUAGAAUUUAGCUGAGUGAGUCAUUUUUUCUUACUGAUUCACCAACAGAAAAUCAGGUGUACAGAUCAUAUGCAGAAAAAAUAUAUAUUUCCAUAGGACUUUCUACAUAGAAGAUGUGUGGAUAUUUCAUGAGGACAACUUCUAUGAAAAGGAAUAUGCUAGCCAGUGAACAAGUUCUUUCAUGAGUUUUUCAUGCCAGGAGAAGUCUUUGGCAUUUCUUUUCCUGGUAAUAUGAAGAUGUUAGAAAUAUAACAAGGAAGAAGGAAAUUCAAAGACACAGGAAUGAAACAUCUAGGUGAUGAGAACAGCUGAAAGCAAACUGGUUUCACUCAUUUGUAGAAAGUAUUAAUUGAGUUUUCACUCAGGUUCAAAAGAAGAAUAGGCUCUGCUCUGAAGAGCCACGGCAAAUAUUAGAGAGGAACUGAUCACUGGAUCCUAUGGUACACUAUUCAUAAACUUCCUGUUUUGAAGUGACUUCACCAAAGUUAUAAAACUUGAAAAUCAAGGGCAAAUAGUCCUGUCUAAAGGGCUCCCUCAGAAAGUCAUCUUCAUUGAACUGAAUACUACAAACUCUUUUCACCAUCUGCAUUAACAAAGACUUAUCACUCCCAACCAUAUUUUGUGGCUUCAUCUCAUUCCCUUUAUUCUCAGACUCAUAUAUCUUGGGAUUUUCCCUAGCUCACCCUCCGCAACUAACUGCCCUUCCCAGAAGAGGUGAUGCUUUUCUCAAAACUUCUUGGGAGGAAGAUCUCAUUGGUACACAGCACCACACAUAUGACCAUACUGAGAAUUCAUUCUUAUUGGUGGGGCUGUGCUAAUGGUGACUGAGAAAGAAUCAAAGGGAAAAUGCACACCUUCCUUGGGCUAGGAAAAUAGGAGGAGGAAGACUUGGGGGGAGUCUUCCAGUUGGUCAAGUAUCAUAUCAUCUGUUUCAAAUGCUAGUCUUGUUACUUUGCUAUUUCAUUUUAAUAUCAGAGUUGUUGAACAAAACCUCCCUUUGGAAUAAAUGAUGCCCCCACAUAUUCCUUGCCUAAUUUCCUGAGCCUUGACCAACCACCUUUUUCCCCCAUAUCCACUCACACUCAUGUUUCUCACCUCCCUUAACUCAGAGACAUAAACAGUGCCUCUAUUGUUAACACCAAUCCAUAACCAACUUCUACACCGACCUUCACCCAUCCAGUCUCCAUGAUUUCACAGAAAUGUUCCUGUAAAUAUUGCUGUACAGUUUAUCACUGUUAUUAAAGCCUGUCAUUUGGAGGUCUCACCUGCCUCACCUUCUCACCCCAUGUGAAAGGCAAGGGAAUCUGAAAAGGGCCAACCCUUUAAGGAAAGUUUCAGGGUCAUCUCUGUGUGGGACACUCUGUAUAUUCCUGUAAGAUUGCAUUUUUAUCUAAGGAAUGAUGUUAUUUAAAAAAAACAAAAAACAAAAACCACAAAGUUGCAAAUAAAUUUCUUAACAAUGUA